AAUUUUUACUGCACUGGUGUACAGGCCAAAUUAAUGUCAAACAUAAUUUUAUUUACCAGAGGUUUUUUUUUUUUUUUAGUACAAGGGAACUACAAUGGAAAGACACUGAUAUGUUUUCUUUUGUGAAAACUAUUGGGAUAUUCAUUCCAAGAAGAAUAUCUAGGACUAGCGAGACUACUAUUACUAAGCUGAACCAGAGCUUUUAUAUAAAAAGAAAUGAGACUUUAAAAUGUCUUCUUUUUCAGUGUUCAACUAAACUGAGUAGUAAUAAUGAAAUAUUGUAUAAGAAUGGGAAACAUCGUUACUUAAGCACUUUUCUCUGUGGAAGAAAUUAUUUUAAAGUAACUAAGUUACAUGUACAGUACCUAACUACUGAUACUUCCAUGAGUUAUUCAGAAGUUAUUUCUUAUUUAGCAGAAUCACUCCAGUGUACUCAUGAUGAAAUGAAAGGAAUUGCAAAGAACUACCCUAGGAUGUUGAAACACUCUAGUGAUAAACUUUUAGAAAUUUUGUGCUUAUUGCACAAAGUAGGGUAUACUAAACAACAAAUACUUGACCAUCCAUGGCUUCUCAGUUACUCAAAAUUUACCUUGCAAAGAAAACUUGGCAUUUUGCAGGAAGCCAAUAUCAUUGACAACAUACCUUUAUUGUUGAUUUCAGAAUACAAGCUAAGAAGAGUAAUAAAUCAGAUAAAAAGAUAUUCUGGUACUACACCUAAUCUAACAAUUCUAGAUCUUAAUGAGCGGAUUGAGUACUUUGAACAAUAUCUACAGGUCAAUAGAGCCCAAGUAAUCAAUUUGUUACAGCAACAUCCAUAUCUUUUGACAAUGAACCUUGACCGAAUUAAGAAUAUAAUGGAAAUGAUGCUAAAAGCGGGUGUCACUCCAUUGUCUAUUAAGAAAGACCUGUGGAUUUUUCUUCAUAAUGAAGAAGUCAUGAACAGUCGAAUUGCUCAGUGUCAAGCUUUGGAUAUACCAGUCAAACCAUGGAUGUUACGUUGUCCAGAAAAUACAUUUUUGAACUCCAUCAGACGUUGGAGAGAAAAAAGAGAAGUGUUUGGUGAUCAUUAUGAUGCCAGAAAAUACUUGGCUGAAAGACUGCAGUGUAGUACAGAUUAUGUAAAAGUUUUAGUAGAGAAGAAUAAUCAAAUCCUUUCAAUUAAUCCACCAAAAUUAAAACAGAUUUUGGACUUUCUGUUAGAUAGUGGCUUUACUCCGUACCAAGUCUGCCAGUUUCCCCGAGUUUUAAGUCACAGUUUUAAGACUAUUAAACAACGAGUUACAGAACUACAAGCUGCUAGGUUUCAACUUGGUUCCCUUCGUGUACUGUGCCUUACAAGGAAGGAAUACCAGAGACUGUUAAGAAAGCUCAGGAUGUGCCCAUUAACCAAAAAAGGGCUUAGUGUAAAGGAUUCCUAAUACAGUAUUUAAUGAUACAUUUACUUAAUGCUGGUAACAACACUGCUCUUCCUGACUCUGAGUUUAAAAAAGAAAAAUAAUUUUUAUAUACUAGUGAUCAAAUAACUUUUGAAGUUAAACCUUUCCCAAUUGAUAAUAGUUUUGAUAAAUUGCCAGUAAAUUAAUUUAACAAAUAUUUAGACUGUACCCUUAGACUUGUGUUUCUACAACCAUAUGUUUUUGCUACUUGUUUGUAUACAGCACCAUAAUAAAAACAAUCACACAUUCAGUACGUAGGUUAGUGAGAGUUUAAAUAGAAUUCAAUAAUUUCAUUGAAUUCUGUUUACAUUCUCACUAAUCUACAUAUUGAAUCUGUGGUUGUUUUUAAUGUGGUGGUGGGGAUUCAUGGAGCAAAGUCACAAAACUGUUACCAAUAAAAGGUUUUUUUACUAUAAGUUUAAAGCAUUACAGCAGUUGUCUGAAAUAAUCAGCUAGUCAUGAAAGUGCUUAUAAAACAUUUUUUGAGGGAGGAUUCUGUUUAUCUGAGUGACAUAAUGGAAUAAUACUACCUAAACUUUGCAAGGACUUGCACAGAAAUUUUACUGUGAAUUUCUACUGAUUUGAAAAUAGUUGCUCAAAACUAUUAUAGGAAUAAAGCUAUUUAUACUGAUUAACUGACAAAGUUCAGUAAGUUUAUGAAGAAAUUCACUUUUAAUAUAUAUAUAAGAAUAAAGUAAACAUCUGUGAGUUUUACCAUUGAACUUAUAAUUCUAAGAACCCUUGAGUGAAUAUGUUAUAAUAUGUCAAACACACUACAUCUGUCAUAUCGAGAACUUAUCAGGCUGACUGGGAUAAAAUAGAUAAGUAGUGGUCUAGUAGGUGUUAUAUUUAUUAUCAGUAUCAAUGAACAAUGACUGUGAUGGUGUUAACUAGAUUAAACAAUUGAAAUGUAAUUGUUAUCAAUUUAUUUUACAUCAUUUGCAAAUCAUGUUUGAAAUUGACUGCAUUUGACAAACAUGUUGUAUUGUAUAUUUUUGUAUAGAUUUUAAUAUUACGUGUUUAGAAUUUCAAAUUAUAGUCAUCAUUAGUGACUAGUCCAUUCUUGUUUAAUAUUAGUAUGUUCCCAGUAAUAUCAAAUAUUGUUGAUAGUUAACCAGACAUGUUGGUUUGCCCUAAUAAUUUGGUCACUCUGCUUAUGCCUGAUGGGUUACUUUUUUGUAAGUGAUUUCCAAAAUGAAAUAAAAAAUUGACUUGUAAGGUAAGCAUUUAUGUGUAA
Limulus polyphemus (Atlantic horseshoe crab) is the source of this 2673-nucleotide messenger RNA. RefSeq names its product transcription termination factor, mitochondrial-like (gene mTTF). Gene Ontology annotation, cellular component: mitochondrial matrix. The transcript is spliced from 2 exons. Gene Ontology annotation, molecular function: double-stranded DNA binding. The record is from RefSeq and is a predicted model, not a curated record. Gene Ontology annotation, biological process: regulation of DNA-templated transcription; termination of mitochondrial transcription. Bases 111 to 1418 code for a protein of 435 amino acids. Lineage: Eukaryota; Metazoa; Arthropoda; Merostomata; Xiphosura; Limulidae.